UUUCCCUCACAGGCACAGAAAUGCUAUGGAUCUGGGCUGUCCUCUCUCUGGUGCUUGCUGGAUCACAAGAGGCUGAUAGCAUCUCUGAGGAAUCGAAGUUGAGGAGGAAUGUUAGUGAAACUGAGCCUGACUGCCCAGAAGGAUUAUACCGUGGGGGCCAAUUUUGCUGUCAACCAUGCCAGCCUGGUGAAUGGAAAUAUUUGGACUGUACAACCAGUGGUGGUAAACCAAGCUGCCGUCUCUGCAAAGAAGGGAAGGAAUAUAUGGACAAAGAACAUUAUUCUGAUAAGUGCAGAAGAUGUACGUUCUGUGAUGGAGAACAUGGUUUAGAAGUGGAAACAAACUGCACCCGGACCCGGAAUACCAAAUGCAGGUGCAAAUCCAACUUCUAUUGCAAUGCUUCUGUCUGUGAACACUGCGAUCCCUGCAUCUCGUGUGAACAUGGAAUCCUUGAGAGGUGCACAUCAACCAGCAACACCAAAUGCAAGCAAGAAAGUUCCAGACAUUAUUUCAUAUGGCUGUCCAUCAUCAUCAUCCUCGUUUUGGGAAUAUUGCUUGUGCUUUUAUAUAAAAAGUAUUGGAGAAAAUGUCAUCGUGACCCUGAAUCUGUGACUACAAAUUCUGAAGACAUGCCAAUGAAUCUCCCAGACGUUGACUUGCGUAAAUACAUCCUACAUAUUGCUGAAGAAAUGUCUUUAGAUCAAGUUAAGACAUUUGUCCGGAAGAAUGGGAUGUCUGAGGUGAUGAUAGAUGAGAUCAAGAACGACAAUCUCCAACACACAGCUGAGCAGAAAAUCCAGUUGCUUCAGGGGUGGUAUCAAGCUCAUGGGAGGAAGGAUGCAUAUUGCACUUUAAUUAAAGGCCUCAGAAGAAUGAAAUGCUAUGCUCUUGCAGAUAGAAUUCAGGCCAUAAUCCAGGCGGACAUUGAAAAUGCAACUGCAGACACCAGAAAUGAAAAUGAAUGAAAGACAAAGACUCAAGUGAAAGCUACCUCAGUUCCAAAGAGAGAGAGAGAGAGAGAGAGAGAGAGAGAGAGAGAGAGAGAGAGAGGAGAGAGAGAGAAUCUUUUAAAUCAGCACUGUGGCUGGUGUCUGAGUCAGGAGCAUUGCUGUGAAUUCAAGGCCAGACUGUGCAACAUAGUGAUCUCUGAACUAGCCUUGUCUCAAAAAUAAUAAAAGAAAAAAACAAAGCAAAGAAGAACAUUUUAAAUAAUGGAAGUCUAUAAAUGUUGUUUGGCUUUUUGUUGAGAAUAUUUUCUAUUUCCUUAGAUUUGUAGAGACAAUAUAUUUAUAAAAUGUGAAGAUUUCAUGAUUCUGUUUUGAGUAAUGUUGAAAUGCAUGUGGAGGAUGGGCAGGAACAAGAGCAACCGCCGUAGUGAUUUAUGUACCCACAUAAAAGUCUACACAGAAGCAUAUAAACUUAAUAUCAUGCUCUGGCCUUGAGUGUGGAUAGUGUGUGCUGGCCUGUGAUGGACCAUUCUGCUCCAUGGCCAUAAAGGGCAGGAGGUUGGCUAUAAAGUCACACACAACUCCAGGAUAAUCGUAGAGAUUUUACCAUAUACAGGGACUUGGCUAGCCAGCCUUAGAACAUACACAUGCAAAGCUUGCAUGUAUAUUUAAAUGUAGAAUUAAAUAAGGUUCUGUUGCAAAGAUUCUUUUUGUGUGUGUGUGCAGACCAUUGGUGUUUGUGAAGUAAUAUUUCUGAUUUAAAUUUGUGUGGAAAAUGUAGAAUAAAUCUGAAUGAUUGAAUAUAUUAUAUUUAUAUAUCACUUUAUACUUCCAAAACAAUUUGCUUGUUUCUCGGGUGUCAAAGUGCUUUUUUUUAAAUAGGAGUGUAUUACUCCAGCCUCACUACCUCUCAGUUUUCUCCUUGCUCAACUUGAUACAAACAUAUCCACUCCUAAACUUGAAAACUUUCCUAAAGGAUUAAUGCUCCCCCCCCAAAAAAAAAAUCAGAACUGCCUUGGAAAUUCUAAUCUGAUUCAGGAGAGCUACAUUACUUUUCUAGGGGUAGGUUAAGGCAUGGACUCAUGCCUACACCACCAGUGGUGGGGAUAAAAAUGAAAGCCCACUUGAUUGCCUUUUGGCAAUUCCUGGUGUGUUCUCUUUGCCUGCAAAUGACAGUAGAUGCUCAGCAAAGCUGAGAUGCCCACAAGGCUCUAGGAAUUGCUUCUGUUAUUCUCUUCAGGUUCUGAAACAAACCAUUUUCUCCAUCUACUGCUAUGCUGGUAUCUUUGCAUUUAAACCUCUAUGAAAGUUGUAUUAAAUGUGAAUUGGAAUCUGCAGUGUCUCUUAUGUUCACGUACUGUGAACUGAGGAGACUCAUAAACAGAAACACACACACUUGUAGUUACCUAGUGAUCUUCCACUAACGAACGAUUCUUUUCCUCUAUGUAUGGAAAUGUAUGAUAAAGGAGAUAAUUUUUUUAAUUAAAGUAUCAUUUUGGCAU
Messenger RNA from Microtus oregoni (creeping vole), 2449 nucleotides. RefSeq names its product Fas cell surface death receptor (gene Fas). NCBI's taxonomy places the organism in Eukaryota, Metazoa, Chordata, Mammalia, Rodentia, Cricetidae. The transcript is spliced from 9 exons. Gene Ontology annotation, molecular function: protein binding; tumor necrosis factor receptor activity. Gene Ontology annotation, cellular component: CD95 death-inducing signaling complex; external side of plasma membrane; membrane raft. The coding region runs from base 21 to 965 and encodes 314 amino acids. Gene Ontology annotation, biological process: activation-induced cell death of T cells; motor neuron apoptotic process; negative regulation of apoptotic process. The record is from RefSeq and is a predicted model, not a curated record.